UGCUGCAAGCAGAGUGUUUGUUUAAUGUAGAGAUCUGAGCAUGAAUGCAAACACCACGUAAUCUUUACCUUCAAAAACAAAAAACCAAACCCCGCCCCCAACCACUCCGGCAGACUUGUUUGAAAAUUCCACUUUAUUUCUCUCCAUUAUAAAAGCAGGGUUUUGUUUUUGCAUUUCUGUUAAGUGUCCAGACUUGGUACAUCUUCAUUGUUUUCACAGUAUCUCUGCAAGACCCCAAGGACGGUUCAUAUUGCUGCAGCAUGAAUGUGGGCAGAAUGCUAGAGACGAACCUCUGCUACGGAGUCUAAGGUAACCCUUCUCUCCCCCUGCCAAAGCACCAUCCUAAUCCAACUGCCUUUCUCUGAGCCCAUUGCAGGCUCUCUGCUGCUUCUUGCAUUGCUAGCUGGUUCAUAUAAACAUAAUGAAAGCCGGGAAUGGAAUCCAUGUGCCAUCGCUCACGUGGUUUGCUAGUGAACAAGAAGCCAUGAAGUCCUGCCUCCUUUCAGUGUGCAGGAGAUGGAAGUUAACAUGAGGGCCCCCUUGCUGUUUCCAUCCUGGUCCCUCCACAGCUCUGCCCAUCCACUGUCUCCUGACCUGCAUCAGAGACUGACCCAGACUCCUGAGCAGAGACUGGCACAUUUCAGCUCAUGCACUGGCUUGGAGCCAUAGAGAACUGCCCAUCAUGAGAGGACUAAGAUGGGAUCACCAGAGCUACCCCACACUCAUGUUGCGCACUAGAUCUGUACCCAGAGGUGCAAUACCCAGCUUUAGCUCUGCACUUCCUUCAGGACACGUUCCUCGUACAAUCCCAUCAAUUGCUUGGCUACCCUAGUAGAGAGGUAGCUGUAUUUACUGCUGCUGAUCGCAGCCACACAGUGCAUGAACUGGUGCCCUGAAGAUUCAAGUACCAAAGGAGAGGUUACGUGCUAUGUACAGCAAUUCUAAAUAUAUGGCUAUUGAGUUAUUAACCAGCCAUAUAAAUAGUGGUGUGCAUAGCACUUUUCAUUUCCAGCCGCCACCCCUUUUGUGUUGGCUCAAUCUGUCCUCAGCAGUUUUCGUAAUGGAGCAGCAUUGGAAAAACAUCACUUAUUUAAUCACAAAGCAUGAAGUCUUUAAAAGGCAGUGCCCUUUUUCUACACUAGCGUCUGACAACACAAAGGGAGGAGGGAGGGAUGUUUCCAACAAGGAAACAGGAGAGGCAUUCUUGGGAUGGAGUGGGAGUUAAAGGCCUUGCAAAGCCCAUGCAAAACUGACCCCUGACAUGAACCUCCAUUCUCACAUUUACUGCCCAGCCAGGUCUACCCAGUGCAGCAGGAAAGUCUUAGCAAGGAGGUUAAUGUCAAAUUGCAGGGGUGUAUCCAAUCCAGCAAGAUAGGUGGUAGGAAUCUGGCUUGUUUCAUGUACCCAGAGACUAAACCUAAUGCCACGCUAAAUGGAAUAUGGCCUGAGGAUUCCCUGAAUGUGAUUUCGGAUGAGCAGGAGAAGAAAUCUUUCCUCAAACCCACUGUCUUAACUAGCUUUAUGAAGGUGUGUUAUGUUUUUUUGUUCUAGAGGUGCGGAGAACCCACAACCUGUACUGAAGUCAAAAGGAGCUGCAAAUACUCAGCACUUCAGAAAAAGGCUCAAAAUAAUGCCAGGCCUGAAGAACACCUCCCCCUUCCUUCCCCAACGUGCACACAUUAAACUUUGGGGCUGCUGAGAAAUGGAUGCAAGCUUCACCACUUGGGCCCAUCCCAACUAUCACCAGUCCGGACACAGCAGGAAGAGGUUUUGCCGUAUUCAGUGAUUCGCUAUUGCGUGGUAUUGCCUGGGAGAGGAUAUGGAUAAGUCUCAAGGGUCUGUACAAGUCAAGCUAUAGCUGGGAGCUAAUUAGACAUAAGAAAGGGGAACUUAAGAAUGAUGGAGGCAGUCACCAUGCACACCACAAGGUCUCACAAGCUUGAUUCAUCAUCCUCUCUAGAUCUAGGGCCUGGGUUUAAGCUUUCUUCGGCCGUUCGUUGGCAAACUGCAUAGAAUGACUGGCUCCCUGAGUCAAAUAUCUGCCUGUUGGGAAGAGUGCAGGCAUCUGUGGACAAUCCCAUCUGGAGCAGUCUCUCCCAGAAUGCCCAUGAACACUGCUGCUGUUGGGAAUCAACUCUGAGUCUGGUGCUGUCAUGUGGGAUGCUGGGGCUUGGAAGCAGGCAUUGAGGCUUCUGGUCCCUGAGCGGGAGGGUUGUAUUUGAGCAUGCUGCCAAAAUAAAGGGGUUGGAUACAAAGUAGGGAGGGUCCUGGUAUAUCGUAAGGCUGUCUUGCGGGUGAACUCUUUAAAGAGUGUGCCUGGAGGCUGGCUGCAAUGCUAGCAGCUAGCCGAUGAGUGUAGGGGAGAGACAGAGCUGCUUGGAGCAUAGCGUGAGAAAUGGCAGAUCCAGAUGGGAGUCUUGGAGAGUCCCGGUGAGACCUGGCUGAGCAGGGACCAGCCAGGUGCAGAACCUCUGAGCACUCCUAGUCCCUAAGCAAUUCCUCAGUAAGGGGAAGUGUCACUAUCCUCAUUUUACAGGUGCAGUGGAGAGGCGAAGAGACUUGCCUGAGGCCAAACAAGAAGAGCUGAAAACAGAAGGUAGGUGGUCUCCUCCCAGCCCCUGCCCUGUCCUCCAGCCCACACUGCCUCCACCAUACAAGUUCCUCCAUUUCUAAACGCCCCUCAGCCAAAAGUCUCAGUCAAGCUGCCUCCUUUUUAUGCUUCCUGUCUUUGGAGAAAUACUGGUGCUGUCUCUGAGGCCACCCAGGAGAUCCACCAAAUGAUUUCUUAGGGCCCUGACUUAUGUUCCAAACAGACAUGACUUCCCAGAGCAUCCUCCCCGCAGGAUGCAGAUUUUGCAUUAUUUUCAUCUUCUUAGGGGUUGCUUGCUUACACAUGUAUGCUUCCACCAUAUCUCUGCAGCUAUGUCAUCACCUACAACCCUUAUCACUGAAAGCCAUCUGAAUCCAGUGGGGCCAUGAGGCUGCUUCUCCAUCAGCCCAGGGAGGCUGCACAAUGCCAGCAUCCCAAAGCCGGGCCAGAGCCAGAGAGCGGAACAAUGUCCUGAACAGGGCUGAGUUCCUCUCGUUGAACCAGCCCAUGAAAGGGAACCAGGAGACCAGGAGCUCCAGCAGAAAGCAGGGCAGCCAGUCUGGUCUGGCUCCCAUCCAAAACGAGGGCACCAAGGAGCGGAGGCAAUCGCAGCAGCUUCCCGAGGAGGACUGCAUGCAGCUGAACCCCUCCUUCAAGGGAAUUGCCUUCAACUCCCUGCUGGCCAUCGAUAUCUGCAUGUCCAAGAGGCUGGGAGUCUGUGCCAGCAGCGCCUCGUCCUGGGGCAGCGCCCGCUCCAUGAUCACACUCAUCGGGAUCACAGGGCAUGGCGUACCCUGGAUCGGGGGCACACUCAUCUGCCUGGUGAAGAGCAGCACGCUGGCGGGACAGGAAGUCCUCAUGAACCUGCUGCUAGCCUUACUCCUGGACGUCAUGAUUGUGGCAGGACUGCAGAAGCUGGCCAAGCGCCGAGGCCCAUACGAUGUCCACCCCGGCCUCUUGGACUAUCUGACCAUGGACAUCUACGCUUUCCCAGCUGGCCACGCCAGCCGAGCUGCCAUGGUGUCCAAAUUCUUCCUCAACCACCUGGUUUUGGCCAUCCCACUCCGGAUCCUGCUGGUCCUCUGGGCCUUCUGCGUGGGGCUUUCCCGCAUCAUGAUUGGACGGCACCAUAUCACAGAUGUCCUGUCCGGCUUUGUCUUUGGCUACUUGCAGUUCAGGCUGGUGGAGUUGUUGUGGAUGUCUUCCAACACGUGUCAAAUGAUAAUAUCAAUCUGGUGAACAUAAGAAUCCCUGAUGGAAACUAGCAGACACUUUAAGAUUCUUUCUCUCAUUUUUUUUUAAAUAUAAUUCUUCAUAUUUAUUGGGAAAAAAAUUAACUUCCAUAAGUAGUAGUAGUCUUUUUACUGUUGCUCCCUUGUCUGGAAAAAAAAUGUUUCUUGCAGAUGGUUAGGCUUCAGCAAAACAAGGCCCAGCCAUCACAGUAUUUUGGCCAUUUUUUAAAAUCCCAUUUGGAUGGUAACCAAACUAAGCAGUAAAGAUAACAAAAUGAGUUCUCUUUGGAUGGUGCACAUCUGAUGCCCAGGUGCGUUCUCAGAAAACCUGUUAUCCCUUUGGGAUGCGUUAAUUAGCUUCUUGGAGACAAAACGUUUUGGGGCGAAGUUCUACAGCGCUUUUUCUGUCUGCCAGCCCAAUGAUUGUGUCUUGUACAGGGCCGGGCACACUGCCGGCACCUCACAGAUAAUAAAUAAUCAUAAAAGUUC
This is a messenger RNA of Gopherus evgoodei (Goodes thornscrub tortoise), 4311 nucleotides long. It is a transcript of the gene PLPP7, whose product is annotated as phospholipid phosphatase 7 (inactive). The record is from RefSeq and is a predicted model, not a curated record. Bases 3014 to 3829 code for a protein of 271 amino acids. NCBI's taxonomy places the organism in Eukaryota, Metazoa, Chordata, Testudines, Testudinidae. Gene Ontology annotation, molecular function: sphingosine-1-phosphate phosphatase activity. The transcript has 3 exons. Gene Ontology annotation, cellular component: nuclear envelope.